AUGCUCGCCCUCACCGCCGUCGCCCUCGGCCUCAUCGCUGCCGGAGCUCACGCCGCCCCUUCAGCCUCGGCAUCUCUCACUGAGCGCGCCUCGACGCCCAACAGCCAGGGAACGAGCAAUGGCUUCUUCUACAGCUUCUGGAGCGACGGAGGCGCCGACGCUACAUACACCAACCUCGAUGGAGGAAGCUACAGCAUCGAGUGGUCUGAUGGCGGAAACCUUGUUGGUGGAAAGGGUUGGAACCCUGGACUGGAUGCCAGGGCCAUCUCCAUCUCCGGUACAUACCAGCCCAACGGCAACAGCUACCUCUCCGUGUACGGAUGGAUGCGCGACCCGCUGGUAGAGUACUACAUCGUCGAGAAUUUUGGUACCUACGACCCUUCGAGCGGCGCCUCCAGCAUCGGCGAGGUGACGUGCGACGGGUCGACGUACAGCCUCGGCGUGGCCACGCGCACAGACGCCCCCAGCAUCAACGGUACCCAGACCUUUAAGCAGUACUGGUCCGUCCGCAAGGACAAGCGCACCGCCGGCACCGUCCAGACUGGCUGCCACUUUGACGCCUGGAAGGCCGCCGGUCUCGACAUGGGAGACCACGACUACCAGAUCGUCGCUACCGAAGCCUACUUCAGCAGCGGAUCGGCGUCCAUCACCGUCGCUGAUGUCGGAGGCAACUGA
Molecule: messenger RNA, 675 nt
Organism: Geosmithia morbida
Lineage: Eukaryota; Fungi; Ascomycota; Sordariomycetes; Hypocreales; Bionectriaceae
Product: endo-1,4-beta-xylanase
Exons: 2
Coding region: 1-675 (224 amino acids)
Biological process (GO): xylan catabolic process
Molecular function (GO): hydrolase activity, hydrolyzing O-glycosyl compounds
Source: RefSeq, a predicted model, not a curated record